CAGAAAAUUAGCUACCUCAGCAUUACCAAGAAGGAGAUCCGCCGUCAACCAGCUCGGAAACUUAGCUACCUCGGCUUUUUAGUUCCGUUCUCCAAUCGGCAUUAUUAUGAGAGUUAUUUUGUAACUGCAGUUGCAAUUAAUACAAAAAUCUCUAUUUUCCAUUAGAAGUUGAAUUUUUCAAUUAAUACAAAAAUACCCCCUAUUUUCAUCAAAUGAUGGUUACCAAAUAAAUGAUGGCAUAGUGUUCCAAGGGUUGUCAGAGAAAAAGCACUAGGUUAAUUAAAAAGCUAGGAAAGUCCUAUGGACAGAAUCAGUUUGUUGCCCGAUGAGUGUCUGUUGCAGAUACUUUCAUCGCUUACCACAAAAGAUGUCUUGAAGACAAGUUUAUUGUCGAAGCGAUGGCGGAAUCUUUGGAAGUUGGUGCCUAAACUCGAGUACAUCUAUUAUGAUGAGGAUGUUAAUCUUGAUAAUGGGAGAUUAAUGCGGUUUGUGGACAGGUCUUUGCUAUUAAACGAGGCUCCAGUCUUAGAGAGGUUGUGUUUUAAGUUUUUAGGCCAAUGCGAUGACGUAGAUAUUGGAUUUUGGGUUCGAAUUGCGGUGGAACGAGGUUUAAGUGAUUUCGAGUAUUUAUCUCCCCUUUUUUAUAAUGAGCCUAAAAGUUUACCACAAAGCUUGUUUACCUGCGGAACACUUGUGGAACUUAAACUCACCAAUGUAUCACUUGAGGAUGUCAAAUUCCCGGUUAGUUUCCCAUUCCUCAAAACAUUGCACCUUAGUUGGGUGAUUUACUUAGACGAUGAGUCCCCUAAGAAGUUUUUAUCAAGCUGCCAAAUUCUUGAAGUCUUGGUCGUGGAUCGACAUUAUGCUGGAGACAAUGUAGGAAGCUUUUCUAUUACGGUGCCUUCACUACAAAAGUUAACAUAUUUUAAUGAAUAUUCUAGUGAAGGUUUGUUUGCGUUGAACGCUCCUUCUUUGAAGAGCUUAGAGAUUUCAGAUUCCGAUGACGAGUGUAUUAUUGAGAAAUUGCCUGAGAUCAUGGCUGCAAAUCUGGAGGUUACCUAUUGGAACACCGACGAUAUCCUCGGUUCCCUUACAUCAGUCAAACGCCUCUCUCUAUGUUUACCCUCAAAGUCGCAGUUUCCUACUGGCAAAAUAUUCCAUCAGCUCGUAAGCUUAGAGUUUUGUUGCACAUGUGAUACAAAAUGGGAUCUACUCAUAUCUCUUUUUAAACAUUCUCCAAAACUACGACCUCUCAAACUCAAUGAGAGACAUGGCUGCAGUGAUAGUAAAGAAGAGUUGUAUCAUUUGGAAGGUGAGCCAAUAUCUGUUCCUGAAAACUUGAUCAUGCUCAGACUCGAAACAUUGGAGUGGAGAAACUACAGAGGAUGGUAUUCAGAGAGAGAACUCGUGACGUUUAUCUUGGAACAGUCAAGGGGUUUAAGGAGAGCGAGUUUCACACCGGUAGCCACCAAUUUGGAGAAGAAAUCUCGGAUGCUGAAAGAGUUGGCAGAUUUGUUUAGUGAUUCAACAUGUCAGUUUCUCUUUGGCUGA
This is a messenger RNA of Camelina sativa (false flax), 1551 nucleotides long. Lineage: Eukaryota; Viridiplantae; Streptophyta; Magnoliopsida; Brassicales; Brassicaceae. The record is from RefSeq and is a predicted model, not a curated record.